AUGGCAGUCCCGAACAAGAAGACGGGCGACCGCAUCUACUUUGAGGGCGAUGUCGUCGAUGAAGAGGCCGGCAAGGCUGGUAUAGGAGGCACGACGGGCACUCCUGCCACUGGCGGCGGCGGUGCUGGCAGUGGUGGCAUCACCAUCGUCGAUGACCGUCCCAGCAACGCGUCGCGCCCGGCCCUGCGCCGUGAGCGCUCCUCGGGCUCGCUGUCCAUCCGGCCGCACCCCCGCCGCAACUCCAUCGACGCCGCCGCCGCCCUGCCCAUCCAGUACCGCACGCUGUCCAUUGACGUCGACGAGUAUGCCCAGAAGCAGAGCGCGCCCCUCAAGAAGGACAAGAGGGACAAGAAGGACAGGCACGAGAAGAAGACGGUCGCCGACCUGGCCGACCUGCACUGGCACACCACCCCGGCCGAGGAGGUCGCCAUGCAGCUGUCGACCUCGCUCAAGACGGGCCUGUCGUCCGACCAGGUCACCCGCCGUCUCGCGCAGUACGGCAAGAACGUGCCCUCGCCGCCGCCCACCCACCGCACGCGCCAGGUCCUGGGCUACUUCUUCAAGGGCUUCGGCCCCGUGCUGCUCGUCGCCUCCGUCCUCGUCUUCAUCGCCUGGAAGCCGCUCGGCAACCCCAACCCGGCCCUCGCCAACCUGGCCCUCGCCAUUGUCCUCGCCGCCAUCUUUGCCAUCCAGGCCCUCUUCAACAUGUGGCAGGACUGGUCCAGCGCCCGCGUCAUGAGCUCCAUCCAGACCAUGCUCGCCGACGCGUCGCUGGUGCUGCGCGACGGCAGCAUCACGAGCGUCGCCGCCGACCAGGUCGUGCCCGGCGACGUGCUGAUGAUCAAGGCCGGCAACAAGCUGCCGGCCGACGUGCGCUUCGUCGACGUGUCGUCGUCGUCGUCGUCGGGCGCGUCCGACACCAAGUUUGACCGCUCCAUCCUCACGGGCGAGUCCGUGCCGCUGGCCGCCACCGCCCACUCCACCGACGACAACUACCUGGAGACGCGCUGCAUCGGCCUGCAGGGCACCCACUGCGUCUCCGGCACCUGCACCGGCAUCGUCGUAGCCACGGGCGACAGCACCGUCUUUGGCCGCAUUGCGCGCCUCACCAACGAGCCCAAGACCGGCAUGACGACGCUGGAGCGCGAGAUCUUCAACUUUGUCGCCAUCGUCUGCUGCAUCAUGGUGUCCGUCAUCGUCUUGGUCAUCAUCAUCUGGGCCGCGUGGCUGCGCAAGGACCACCCCGAGUGGAUCACCGUCGCCGGCCUCAUCGUGUCCGCCGUCUCCGUCGCCGUCGCCUUUGUGCCCGAGGGCCUGCCCGUCGCCCUCACCGCCAGCAUGACCAUCAGUGCCAACAUGAUGCGCAAGAACCGCAUCCUCUGCAAGUCGCUGCGCACCGUCGAGACGCUCGGCUCCGUUUCUAUAAUCUGCUCCGACAAGACCGGCACCUUGACCCAGAACAAGAUGGUCGUCACCGAGUGCGCCGUCGGUGGCAAGCGGACCAUGACCACCGACGAAGCACGUGAUGCUCUGGUUCUGCAGCGUGCCGAUCGCCAUACACGCUCGUUGUCCCCAGAGCCGGACGUGGACGGUGAUGUUCUUGCUGGUGACGACGACGUCGACGUCGACGCUCGGCAUGCGAAUGCCGACAGCGCCGGCGCCGACCUGACCGACCAGCUGUUGGCGUUUGAGCGCGGGGCCCCGGCCCUCGACCAGCUGCGCGCCGUGGCCGCCCUCUGCAACGACGGCCAGUUUGACGCCGCCACGCGCCACCUGCCCCUCGCGGAGCAGACCAUCCACGGCGACGCCACCGACCAGGCCGUCCUGCGCUUCUCCGAGCGCCUGGGCCCCGUGGCCGAGCUGCGCGCCAACUGGUCCACCAAGUACACCCUGCCCUUCAACAGCAAGAACAAGUACAUGAUCCGCGCCCUGUCGCUGGCUCAGAAGGAGGGGCUCGCCCUGGCCCUGCCCACGGGCCUGGCCUCCGUCUUCCAGCCCAACGACGUCUUGCUGACCAUCAAGGGCGCCCCCGAGAUCCUGCUGGACCGCGUCCAGUACUAUGUGAACCCGUCCACAGGCGUCGCCGUCGAGAUGGACGCCGCCACGCGCGCCGGCGUCAGCGCCAUCAAGGACAACUGGUCGGCCCACGGCCGCCGCGUGAUUCUGCUGGCGCGCAAGACGCUGUCGGCGGCCACGCUGGCCCCCGGCUUGUCGUCGGCGGCCUUUGAAGAGGAAAUGCAGCGCCAAGCCAGGACGGGCAUGACGCUGGUCGGCCUCGUCGGCAUUGUGGACCCGCCGCGGCCCGAGAUCCCCGACGUCGUCAACACGCUGCGGCGGGCGGGCAUCCGCAUCUUCAUGGUCACGGGCGAUUUCGCGCUGACGGCACAGGCCAUUGCGGCCGAGUGUGGCAUUAUCACGGCGUCGGCCGAGACUGGCACCAAGGUCGACUCGGUCGCAGACUUGCCGCGUGGUGGUGGUACUGCUGCUUCUGCUGCGCCGGCGGCGGCGGCGGAAACAGACGAUGGCGACGUUACCACUCCCAAAAAGGCCUUUGGCAAGGAGCGGUUUGUGCUCGAGACCACGCGAAAGGCCAUCGUCCUCAGCGGCCCCGAGCUGCUGAGCCUCAACGAGACCCAGUGGGACGCCCUGGCACAGUACGAGGAGAUUGUCUUUGCGCGCACAACGCCCGAGCAGAAGCUGCGCAUCGUGCGCGAGCUCCGCGGGCGCUCGUACAUUGUGGGCAUGACGGGCGACGGUGUCAACGACGCGCCGUCGCUGCGGGCGGCCGACAUUGGCAUGGCCAUGGGCUCGGGCAGCGACAUGGCGCGCGAGGCCGCCGACAUGGUGCUGCUGGACAAUUCGUUCUCGAGCGUCGUGGAGGCCCUGCGCUUCGGCCGCAUGAUGUUUGACAACCUCAAGAAGACGAUUGCCUACCUGCUGCCCGCCGGCACCUUUAGCGAGUUCUGGCCCGUCAUCACCAACGUCGUCUUCGGCAUCCCGCAGAUUCUGAGCAGCUUCCUGAUGAUCAUCAUCUGCCUGUUCACGGACCCCAUGGCCUCCAUUGCGCUGGCAUACGAGGCGCCCGAGGCGGACGUGCUGACGCGCCCGCCGCGUCUGCCUGGCAAGGACCGUCUCGUCGACUGGAAGCUGCUGCUGCAGGCGUACUGGGUCACGGGCACCAUCGAGACGGUCACCUCCUUCACCAUGGCCUAUUGGUACCUGCAGCGCUCGGGCAUCCCCUUCUUUGGCGCCAUAUGGUUCCGCUUCGGCAGCCUGCCAGACAACAUCGAUCCGGACUACUAUGCCGAGAAGCUCAACAUUGCGAGCUCCAUCUAUUUUGUCAAUCUUGUCGUCAUGCAGUGGUUCAAUCUGCUGGCGAUGCGCACGCGCCGCCUGUCCAUCUUCCAGCACCCCCCGCUGUUCAACAAGCGCACCCAGAACCUGUACCUGUUUGCGGCCAUUGGCUUUGCCGUCGUCAUGGUCAUCUUUUGGUUGUAUGUGCCCAAGUUCCAGACGGUGCUGGGCAACAUGCCGGUGCCCGUGGAGCACUGGUUCUUGCCCAUGGCCUUUGGUAUGGGCAUCUUGCUGCUGGACGAGGCGCGCAAGUUUUGUGUGCGGCGGUGGCCCAAUGGCUUCCUCGCACGCAUCGCAUGGUAA
Molecule: messenger RNA, 3657 nt
Organism: Sporothrix schenckii 1099-18
Lineage: Eukaryota; Fungi; Ascomycota; Sordariomycetes; Ophiostomatales; Ophiostomataceae
Product: sodium/potassium-transporting ATPase subunit alpha
Exons: 1
Coding region: 1-3657 (1218 amino acids)
Biological process (GO): intracellular potassium ion homeostasis; proton transmembrane transport; intracellular sodium ion homeostasis
Cellular component (GO): membrane
Molecular function (GO): ATP binding; ATP hydrolysis activity; P-type sodium:potassium-exchanging transporter activity
Source: RefSeq, a predicted model, not a curated record